AUAAUAAUAAUAAUUGUGUAUUUUCCAAAGGGACAAAGUCGCCGACGCCCUUGGAGACUUUGACUCUUUGAAACGAGUAGAUAUUGAGAAGAGAAGACACUUUAUACAACAAUUCUUUGUUCAUCUGGGGUUUUGAAGAGAUAUAGCUGUUUUGGCUUGAUUACUAGAGUUAUGUUUAGAUCUUCGAAUGGAAAUGAGAGAAGAACUCCACUUUGUCUUUCUAAUUGAGCUGAAUUUCAGGUAACUCAAGUCGACCCUAGUCUUUCCCAUUGAGCACUCUCUCUCUCUCUCUCUCUUUCUCUUCUUGAAACAUUUUCAGCUUUAGAUUUUCGAUUUUUUCCAUGUGGGUUUCUUAUUACGAGUGAAAUAGCAUCUGGGUUUUUAAGAUCUUGUCGAAAAAUCGGAAUUUUGUGUCUUCUCUUCUUCAAUUUACUAAAGCAAAAGGUUUGACCCGAGUUGGGUAUCUAGGAUAUAUCUUCUUUUGGAAAUUCAAUAAUUAUUUAGGAUUGUUUAAGCUUUAGCUGAGAGAUUGAAUUGAAGUACAAACACAGAAACUUUUUGGGGAAGGAGGAGAGGUUGAUUUGAUUCAAGUGAUUCCAUAAAAGAUUCAGAUUCUGGGUCUUUCCCAUUUCUUGGUUUUUUUCUCUACAAAUGAUGGGAGGGAAAUCUAGCAAACCGUCUAGUAGUGAUUCAGUACAACCACAACCACAACCACCACCACCACCACAAUCACAACCACAACCACCGACGAAGCCAUUGACUCCACUCGAAUUCAGUAAAAGUUCACAAUUUGAAAUCGAUCUUAGCUCGUACGCGACAGCAUGUAAACUCGACCCUAGUCUACAGCCAUUUGAUGCUGUUCUCCAGGAGCGAACUAACAGAGUCAUUGGCACCCUUGCCACCGGACUUGAGGUUAGGUCCUUGUCUUUCAACUCGCUCAGGGAGAUGACUGAUUGUUUGCUUGAGAUGAACCAGGAAGUGGUGAAAGUGAUAUUAGAGGAAAAAAAAGAUAUAUGGAACAAUCAAGAUAUGUUUUCUCUUGUGGAGCAAUACUUUGAUAACAGUAUCCAAACUUUGGAUUUCUGCACUGCUCUUGAGAAAUGUCUCAAGCGUGCAAUGGGGAACCAGCUUAUAAUUCGAGCUGCGGUUAGUAAGUUUGAGGAAGAAACAGAAUGUGGUUCUAGUGGAAGUAGUAGUAGCUUUGCCAAGACAUUACAAGAAUUGGGUCGGUUCAAGGCGGUCGGAGACCCUUUUACUGAAGAGUUCUUUGCUCUAUUUCAAUCUGUAUUUGGGCAGCAGUUGACAAUGUUGCAGAAGUUGCAGCACAGAAAGAAAAAGCUUGAUAAGAAACUGAAAUCUCUCAAGACUUGGAGAAAGAUAUCAAAUGUUAUUUUCGUGGCAACAUUUGUUUCUGUGCUGAUUUUCUCAGUGGUGGCUGCUGCCAUUGCUGCCCCGCCUGUUGUUACAGCCCUUCUUGGUGCAUUGGCUGUCCCAGUAGGCUCGGUUGGGAAAUGGUGUGACGUGCUUUGGAAUCGGUAUGGUAAUGCUGUUAAAGGACAGAGAGGACUAAUCAGCUCAAUGCAGGUUGGAACUUAUGUUACACUCAAGGAUUUGGAGAACAUUCGGGUGCUUGUUAACAGGUUGGAAAUUUUGAUUACAGAACUGAUGGGGUAUGCUGAAUUUGCUCUUACUCAAGAUGACGCCUUGAAGAUCGUUAUAGACGAGAUCAAGAAAAAGCUGGAUCUGUUUACUGAAACCACCGAGAGUUUAACUCAACAGAAUGAGAAGUGCAUUCGAGAAAUAACAAUGGCAAGGAAAGUGAUCAUACAGAGAAUAAUUAGGGAUCCAUCAAGUUAAAUGGCCAGAGCUUCUCUGGUUCCUGUUUUUUUGCAAAUUAUACAUUUUUAAGGUAAAAAUUUCGCCUUUGUUCUUGGGUCAAAAACUUGUUUGAUCUUUCAUUUAGGUGAAAAUUGUAUCAUCAUUGUUGUUGUUUAUCAGGAUUAUACUUUGUGUAUUGAAUAUCAGAAAGUUUUUAUGUAGAAAAAUACCCAUUUUCUCUGAUUUAA
Messenger RNA from Humulus lupulus (European hop), 2066 nucleotides. Its product is annotated as UPF0496 protein At4g34320-like. The record is from RefSeq and is a predicted model, not a curated record. The coding region runs from base 652 to 1857 and encodes 401 amino acids. NCBI's taxonomy places the organism in Eukaryota, Viridiplantae, Streptophyta, Magnoliopsida, Rosales, Cannabaceae. The transcript has 2 exons.